Molecule: messenger RNA, 6518 nt
Organism: Silurus meridionalis
Lineage: Eukaryota; Metazoa; Chordata; Actinopteri; Siluriformes; Siluridae
Gene: znf618
Product: zinc finger protein 618
Exons: 14
Coding region: 445-2922 (825 amino acids)
Molecular function (GO): protein dimerization activity
Source: RefSeq, a predicted model, not a curated record
AGGCGGCGCGUGCCGCUUUGGUCUCUUUCUUUUUUUUUCUUUUUCCUCUCCUCUUUUUUUUUUUCUUCUUCUCCAAAUUAGAAAUCAUUGUAGAAUUUUGUACCCCCUUUGCGCAGGCCGCGUGCGCGCGCUCUUUCCUCACCUCUAAAUUUUUUAAUUCAUUUUUUUUUUGUUGUUCCAGGAGGAAACCGAUGCUUUCUUGGGUAAAAAUGGAAAGGAUAAAGAGGGAGGACAAGAAAAAAGCCGUGCUGGUGCAGGAGGGGGAACCGAAAACCCCCUGAAGAGCAGCAGCGGCCAUAUUUGGCUUCACUGUUGGUUGGAGCGAUCGGGGGGAAAGAGAGCGAGAGAAAACCGGAGGGAAAGAAAAGGGGGAAGAGCGUGAAGCGAGCUUAAAGCCCUGGACUCCAAGCGCCUGUGUAGCCGUGGCUGAACCUCAGUGGAGCCAUGAGCACUCAGGAGGUCCCCAAUGCCGGCCUGAAAAAGGGCGACACAUCCACCGAGACGCUCUCCGCCCAGGCCGUGCCCGCCGCCUCCCCCAAAACCUCCAGACAUCAUGUCAAGAGUGAGCCUCGGCACACGCCCACCACCUCAACGAGCAAUGGCAAAGAGAGCGACAGCGGCCUUCCUGCAGAGAUCUGCGUGGUCAUCGGGAAUCCUCGCAAUUCCCAAACUCAGGGCUCCUACGUCUGCCGAGUGUGUGGGAAGAAGUACAAGUACUACAACUGCUUUCAGACUCACGUCCGUGCCCACAGAGCAGAGUCUGAGAGCCCCAUGCCUCCAGAAACGCCACCUCACGGCCCAUCCAAUGCUUUCCGUUACACAUGCGACAUAUGUGGGAAGAAGUAUAAAUACUACAGCUGCUUCCAGGAACACAGAGAGCUGCAUGCAGUCGAUGAUCCGUAUGAUCACGUGAUUCCCUUGGAGGAGCCGAAGGAAGAGAUCGAGCCCUAUCAGAAAAUCGGACCAAAAACCGGGAGCUACACAUGUGAAUUUUGUGGAAAACAAUAUAAAUACUUCAACCCUUACCAGGAGCAUGUGGCCCUUCACACUCCAAUGAAAAGCUCUUUCAGUCUGAAAAUUGAGAGUAAAACCUCAGUGCAGCCGAGCCGCGGAGACGCCAACAGCUCCCAGAGCUCGAGCGAUGCUGCGAGCCCCAUGGUGGCCAGCGCCUUUCCUACAUCUCAGAAGGCCUACACGUGUGGAUCCUGCGGCAUUCAGUUCCAGUUCUACAGCAACCUCAUGGAGCACAUGCAGUCUCACGCCGCAGAUAAUGAGAAUCACACUAAAGAGGACUCGGCUAAAGCUGGUCAAGCCCCCGCACCUUCUCAGGAGCAGACGUGGAAAUCACCUCAGCCUGCCCAGAGGAACCACAUCCCAUCUUCAUAUCAGAACAGGUUGCUUCCGGAGAAGGAGCGCCAGCAGGUGGCCGAGCGUUUGUUGCGCAUGAUGUGUACUGACUUGGGUUUACUUGGUGUACUCAGCAGCAAGGACUUCCUCAAGCUAGCCCAGACUCUAGUAGAUACAGGCUCCCGUCACGGUGCUUAUUCCAUCCGCGAUGCCCUCGGAGACAUGAGCACUUUAGCCUUGAAACAGCUUCCCCGCAUGUACAACCAGGUCAAAGUUAAAGUGACCUGUGCGCUCGGAUCAAACUGCUCCUUAGGCAUUGCUGUGACCUGCCAUUCGCAGACUAUUGGGCCUGAUUCCUGCUUUGUGCUAACGGCGUAUCAGGUCGAAGGGGUCCGACUUCGACGUUACGUGUUAGGAAUUAAAGAGGCUUCUCUAAGGGAGGGUCCAGAACAUGUUCAUCACUGGGUCCAGAAUGUCCUUUCUGAAUUCGUGAUGUCAGAAAUUCGCACGGUCUACGUCACAGAACCACGCUUGUCACUGUUACCUAGUUGCGGGCGGUCUAGCCUUAGCCUGCGCUGUGCUGGAUGCUCUCUGUCAGCCACCAUUCAGGCCGUACUUGGGCGACGUAGCCUUCAGAGCCGGGGCCUGCAUGAACUUGGUGAACUUCUGGCAACGUGCCGCGACAUUGCUGGAAGUAGUAGCUUUAAUCGAGACAGCAAGGCCUCAGAUGAGUCUCCACCGCCGCCACCCUGCUGGGAUUUGACCGCUGAGGCAUUGCUCAAGGUACAUGAGAACUUUGAGGCCAUAUGUGAAGUGUAUGGCCGUUGCAAGAGCACAGCACCACUUCUCCAAGGCCUGAACAAACACCUUCUGAGCACACUAGCCUCCCUGCUCGCACCAUUGCGCCAGGCAGCACAGGAACUGGGGGGUGAUCGUUGGCCCACACUUCAGCAGGUCCUGCCCUCUUACCUUCGCUUGGAAAAGCUCUUUACCUCCAAAGCAGGAGAGGUAGGUGCUGGCAGCAAGCUCUGUCACUACUUCUUGGAAGCACUAAAGGAAAACUUCAAGGUUGAACGGGUCCACCAAGUGGCUAUGAUUCUAGACCCACAGCUCAAGCUUCGUCCAGUCCCAGGAUACCAGCAUGAAGAGAUUAUCUCGAGGGUGUGCGACAUGGCUGCGAGCAUGAAGGAACCAGCCAGUGGAGGCCCAUCUGGGAUCUCAGGAGAUGAGAGGGACAGCGAUGUGCCAGCCGGGCCCAAGCGUGGGCGCAUGGAUUGUGGGAUAGAAAGGCCGUCUUGUGCUGCUGAGGAUCCACAGGUUCGCAAGGAACUGUUCCAGUACCUCGGUGAACCCCUCUUCAAAGCCACGGGGGAUCUCUUCCAGUACUGGAGCUCCGUCAUGGACAGAUAUCCCAAGUUGUCCCGGUUGGCUCUGUGGCUCCUGGCGGUGCCGGCCAUGGGAGUCCGCAGUGAAUGCGUCAGCAUCUGCGAGCAGACCUUUGCCCUGAAGAGGAAGCGGGAGGUCACAGCUGAGGAAAUGAACAAACUGGUCUUCCUCAAGUGCAAUUUCGCCUGAGGUAGAGCCUGGCCACCAGCCAGCACUACUGACUGUUUCUGAAAAACACACUAACGUAUCUAGUAUCUAGGCGCUGGUCUAGGUUUACUCUGUAGCUUCUUUACAUCACGGGUUAAAACUCUUAUCCUAGAGCGAAACCUACUUCUGGAUCAGCGUCGACGAACGACGUACAGUCAAGAAGUUCUCUUUGUGGACGACUGCUGUGGAGCAAUAUGUUAUCGAGCAGAUAUCACCUACACACACACCUCAAAACCUCAACUUUCUACUGCCCUUGGUAACCUAGCAGCGAAAAAAGAAAAGCGUGGAUAAAAAAAAAUUUUGUUGUCAAAGCUUGAAUCAUCUAAAAACCAAAACAUGGACACACUGUAUGCAUCAUCUUAUUUUAUUUCCCCUUUUUUAUUUUUCAUUUUCAGAUUUGGUUUUUUACACUGCUAGACUGUUUGUCCUUGUUAUUCUUCACGUUUCCUGCCUGAACUUUCCAUUUUUUCCCCCAUUUUGCGCUGCCAAAAAGAUAAUUAAUCUGCUUUGCUUUUCUUGCUAUACAAAUGACCUCUUAGUUAUCAGGUCUAGAAAAUGAUUUCAGGUAACCUAUGUGUAUUUCUUAUGUCGGUGUUUCUAAAUGAGAAUUCUUUACUGGGUGCUCACUUCCACUCGUUCGACUAAAAUAAUUUCAUGUUUUUAAAAGAUAUGCUUCUUGAUGAAUCAGUAUUUUUAACGGCCCGUACUGAUAGAAGACGCCGCGUAUUGCACAGUUUGAGUCUACAUAUGCAUGAGGAAUCAAAUAUUUAAAUUUUUCACUCGAAAAGCACCGCUCUCGCCGCAGUAGGUGUAGUCAACCCCCCUCCGAGCGCAGCAGGGUCUAACCUAUAGAGCUCCCAAGCUGCUCUGAAGAUCAUACACAUCGAAUUAAUCAUCGCAGACUACACGGUGGUGAUUCUCUUGGCUGUGACAUGCUGCUGAUGGACACAGAAUAGUUCAUAUUCAGAAGCAGAUGUACCAUGUAAUCAUUUUUGCAGCAAAUUGCACGGUCUCCUGUACGUAAAUGAGCCAUUCCAGAAUACGCAAUUCCAGAAUGAGUUAUCUUGUACCGUAUUUCGUUUUUAAACUGACGAUUAUUCAAUAAUGUCAUGGCACAUGCCCAAUCCGAAUAAUGUGAGGCCAAAUAGAACCUCUGUAUCUGUCGUUCGAGAACAUAUUCCACCAUUCUCAAGCGUUUUUUUUCCCUUUUGGGAGAAUCCCAUCCAACCCUGGUUGAAGAGUUCAUAGUGCAACUCAUGGAAAAUGGAGACUUGUAACCCCCUUUAACUGCUGUACCCGGAUACUGCUAUAGCUACAAAAAUACUACAUAUAAACACAAACUAUACUUUCGUAACAAUUUUCCCGACUUUGUGUGGUGGUCUGGAAUAGAGGUUGACCGAUGUGGGUUUUUCUUUGGUCGAUGCCGAUAUUUAGCAAUCAUGGCAGCCGGUCGGGGUUUUUUUGGGACGAUAUGUUUGGCGAUUUUUCUUUUCUUUUUUCUCCUUCAGCAUAAAAUGGAACAGUUAAGAAAUACUUAAAUAUUUAUUGUACAACACAAACCUCUAAUCAGCGCAGUAGUUUGCAGGUUUUGGUUCCUGUGCCUACCUGUAGCCUAAACUACAGCUGCUUGAAUGUUUGCUCACAAUAUGGUUCCAAAAAACUACUCGCAUUCUCACUAAAUCUUUUCAUUCUUUUUCCAAAAGUAGCCUCAUAUUAAAUCAAUGUAAUACAUCAGACUAGAUUAAGAAUGAAGGAUAUAAAUGUAAUGCUUGGGACACACCAAGCCGACGGUCAGGCAGCAUCGGUGGAAAGUUCUUGCAUUAUAUAUUCACAUGCCGAGUACUGACUACUGCCACCUGCUGGUGUGGGGGAGUUGUGUUCUCUCAUGCAAGCGCAGAACGUACACUCGCGGGUUUGGUGUGUCGGAUGCACCCGACUAAUAAUUGGCAAACAAAAAUCGUCGGGCCGAUUAAUCGGUUGACCUCUGGUCUGGAACACACCGCGUCUGAUCUGAUGUUUUAUGUAGUUCUUCUCAAACAACAAAAAAAAUGUUUUUAUUCUAACUGUAGUGCAGGAGGAUCACGGACAGCCGGGAUCCGAUUACUGUCUAAUCUGUUUAGAAUUCCGCCCGUAUUUCUUCAGCACUGGUCCAUCAAACACCUCAAAAAAAUUCACUGUGUGACGAAAUCCAAUUUCAACUAGCCAGGUUUUACACGUUUUUUGGCAGACUGACUGUUUUUACCAGCAUGUUUGAUAUGCAUACAAACACAUGGUUAGAAAGUAGUACUAAAUUAAAAAAAAUCAAUUUCCACUGCGUUUUUUUUUUAUCAUUAUUUGGUUAAAUAUUUUCCUUAAAGGUAUCAAAGUAUGACAGAAGGCAAAACCUUACAAAAGAUUAAAACGUCUUGGUAGGUUUCACCCACCCCCAAACAUUGGCAUUUUUUAUGCCACUUUUGAGUCACAAUAUGGAUAUCUAGAGCGUUUAAACAUCUUGAUAUCGUUCCUAAUUACAGCUUCUAAAUGAAUCUCAUUAUAAAGAGGAAACUUCCUUAUUGUAAUUGAAUUAAAAAUGCAACAGUAAAUGUUUUGAGAUUUUAUAAAGUUUUAGGACUCUGUAUAAAAUAAUAAAAAAAAAGGAAUAAGAAGAAAAAGCCAAACAGUAGGAAAAUAAAUCUUGUUCGAGUUCUUUUAGGAAAGUGAACUGUUUUUGUCUUUAAUGCACUGGAAAAAAUAACCAAAUGGAAAAAUAGUAUAAUUACUUUUAUCUUUUCUUCGUGAGCGAUUUAAGAACGGGAUCAAAGAGCUUAUUUAAAAAAAAAAAAAACUUCUGGGUUUGAUGAUUUCUCUGUCUUUUACUUCCUUGUUCCAUAGUGUAGAGCUUUUCUGAAGAUACCUACAGACAUCAUGGAUGGACAGAUGGAAGAAUGUUUGUUUGCAAUUGCUAAAGCAAGGUUUUUCCAACAUCUUUGAGCUCGAGUUGAGAUGGAUGAUGUUUAUUGUCUAUUGUUCUUUGUUGCCACAAGAGGGCGCCGUUUAGCUCCUGCUCGUUGGUAGGAGUGGCCAAACUCCUUACCUCUUUUUAUACAACAUACCUUUCAUACUAGAGUUCCUCAGAAUUCAGAAAACGGUACUGUGGUUUUUUUCUCUCUCUCUCUCUUUUUAUGCAUUCAGGGUGAAGAAAAAGCGUAUUUGUUUUUGACUGCCAAGGAAGUAUCGGAUUGUUCUCAUCAGCAUCCUCACAUUUGCAAUAUUUAAAUAAAAAACAAAUGUCCUCUUAUUUUAAAGACCCACUAUAAUUUUUCUUUCCUUUCUGCUAAGUGCAAAAGAAAACAGAUGGUUGCUUUUUAGUUAUUUUUAUUUGGUUUUGUUUUAGUAGGUUUUUUUUUAUGAUUGUGUAUGACGUUUAAACAGUAGGUCUAAUUUAUACUUUUUUAGCAGCACUAUUUUUAUAUCUAUAUAUAUGGUUAAUAAUAGAACUUUAACUCAUUACUGAUUCUCAGUAGUACACCAAGCGCUGUGCAGCAUCCUCAGAAUCUAUUAUGUACUGUGUGAAAAUAAAACGUACUGAAACGGCAAAA